AUGCGUUCGACUAAUUAUGAAUUUUCAAAUUCUGGCUCCUUUUGGAGCGCGUUUGGAACAGGAGGAUAUGCAGAUGAACCACCAUUGUUGGAGGAAUUAGGUUUAAACUUUGAACAUAUCAAGACCAAGAGUUUAACUGUCCUCAACCCAUUUCGCACUGUUCCAAGUACUAUUAUGGAUGAUACUGAUCUGGCAGGGCCACUCUUGUUUAUUUUCUUAUUUGGCACCUUUUUACUUUUAUCUCGAAAGGCGCACUUUGGCUAUAUCUACGGUGUGGGCGUCCUUGGCGUGCUAUCGAUUUAUCUCAUCCUGAAUUUGAUGAGUGAGAAUGGUAUUGAUGGAUCUAGAACAGCCAGUGUGCUCGGUUACUGUUUGUUACCCAUGGUCAUGCUCAGUGGACUCAGUGUCUUUCUCAAGUUGGAUACCAUUGUUGGUACUCUUUUAACGAUCAUCAGUAUUCUCUGGUGUACUUAUUCUAGUUCAGGGAUGUUUGUGAGUGUACUUCAUAUGAACGAACAACGGUUUUUGGUUGCUUAUCCCGUAGGCUUGUUUUAUGCUUGCUUUGCUUUAAUGACAUUUUUUUAA
Rhizopus microsporus ATCC 52813 is the source of this 585-nucleotide messenger RNA. RefSeq names its product Yip1-domain-containing protein. Lineage: Eukaryota; Fungi; Mucoromycota; Mucoromycetes; Mucorales; Rhizopodaceae. Gene Ontology annotation, biological process: vesicle fusion with Golgi apparatus; endoplasmic reticulum to Golgi vesicle-mediated transport. Bases 1 to 585 code for a protein of 194 amino acids. The record is from RefSeq and is a predicted model, not a curated record. The transcript has 2 exons. Gene Ontology annotation, cellular component: trans-Golgi network; membrane.